This is a messenger RNA of Corticium candelabrum, 2444 nucleotides long. Its product is annotated as pre-rRNA-processing protein TSR1 homolog. The coding region runs from base 25 to 2394 and encodes 789 amino acids. Gene Ontology annotation, biological process: maturation of SSU-rRNA from tricistronic rRNA transcript (SSU-rRNA, 5.8S rRNA, LSU-rRNA); endonucleolytic cleavage of tricistronic rRNA transcript (SSU-rRNA, 5.8S rRNA, LSU-rRNA); ribosome biogenesis. Gene Ontology annotation, molecular function: GTPase activity; U3 snoRNA binding; GTP binding. Lineage: Eukaryota; Metazoa; Porifera; Homoscleromorpha; Homosclerophorida; Plakinidae. The record is from RefSeq and is a predicted model, not a curated record. Gene Ontology annotation, cellular component: preribosome, small subunit precursor; nucleus. The transcript is spliced from 25 exons.
UACUGUACAGUACGUGUUCACAUCAUGGGCGAUCAGAGACACCGUGCUGGUGCGCUGAAACAGCAGAACAAGGCUCACAAGCAUGGAAGACAUAAAUCCAAAGGUGCCGCAGAGUCGUUACACAAAGGGCGUGUAGCAUUGAAAACAGCUACAACUAAACGAAAGGUACUCACAAGACGGGAAGACCGGAGAAAUCAGAUUCGACAACAGAGGAAACAUAAGAGGGCAUUAAGUAUGGAGGAGAAGCGAAGCAAGGGAGGUCAUGGAGGCUAUCCACACAUUAUUGCUGUCAUACCUCUUCAUGUCAAUGUAUCAGAUGUCAGUAAUGUUUGCAGUCUUUUGAUAUCUGGAGAAGAAGAUUCAAUUGUCCACAGCUACCCAUCUGGAAGGACUCUAAUGUGUCCUAAAAUGAAGCAACGAUUUACACUAGUAAUUUGUCCUUAUGGAGACCUUCACUCUUGCUUAGAUGCUGUGAAGGUUGCAGACACUUUGCUGUUUGUUUAUUUUGUAUCAAAAGAGCCUGUGGACUCGUUUGGAGAUCUCCUGUUGACAUGUUUAUUUGCACAAGGCUUACCUUCUUCAAGUCAUGUAGCUCAGGGCUUGGAUCAAGUUCCUUUGAAGCAGAGAAAUGGGCUUAAGAAUGUACUGCAACAGACCAUUGAAAAGCGCUUUCCAAAGGAGAAGAUUCAGCAAUUGAAUACAGCAAAUGAUGGCUCAAAGCUGUUAAGACUAAUUAGUAUGCACCGAUCUAGGCAUGUAACAUGGAGGGAUCGGCGACCUCAUUUACUAGCUGAACAAGUCACAUUUGAGCAUCAGUCUGAAAAUCAAGAGUAUGGAACACUUUGUGUGUCUGGUUACCUCCGUGCUAAGCCAUUGUCUGUGAAUGGACUUGUUCAUCUUCCUGGCAUUGGAGACUAUCAGAUGAGACGUAUUGAUGGUCCAAAUGAUCCCUGUCCAUUGAGCAGAUGUUCAGAUUUGUCAGCUCUGUUAGAAAUGCAGACGGAGGAGAAUGUUGGCAUGGAGGAGGAUAUAAAGGUUUUACAAGAGGCUGAUCCUACAAUUCAGGAGUCAGUACAAAGUGAAGUCAUUCCAGAUCCAAUGGAAGGUGAGCAAACUUGGCCAACCGAAGAUGAACUGAAAGAUGCUGAUGCCAAUCGUCAUGAAAGGCCUUUGACAAAGCAAGUUCCAGAGGGAACAUCUGAUUAUCAAGCUGCAUGGAUUAUAGACAGUGCAGAUGAGGCUGAGAAUGAAGAGUCUGAGGAAGAAUCGAACUCUAACCAUCCAUUUGAACCUGCUGAAGAGAGCAAUGAUGAGGAUAUCGAUGAGACAAUGAGCAUGGCUACAGAGACGGCAGGAGACACUGAAGAGAACUAUGACAGAAAUUAUGAUGAAGAAGAAGAGAGAAGACAGCUGGAGAAGAUAAAGGCAGAGAAAGAGGAGAUGCUGUUUCCCGAUGAAAUGGAUACUCCUCUGGAUGUGCCAGCAAGAACGCGUUUUAAUAAAUACCGUGGCUUGAAAAGCUUUCGAACAUCAUCAUGGGAUCCUAAAGAAAAUCUGCCUUUCGACUAUGCUCGAAUUUUUCAAUUUGAUAAUUUUGCUUGUACAAAGAAACGAGUUUUGCAAGAUGAAGUGAAAGAUGCUGUACUGCCUGGUUGGUAUAUCACAAUUCACAUCAUCAAUGUUCCCAGUUCAUGGGCAGAAUCACUGGACAAAUCGAAGCCCCUUCCUGUCUUUGGUCUUCUACAACAUGAACAGAAGAUGUCCGUGCUGCAUUAUGUGAUAAAGAGACACUCAUCGUACACUGCUCCCAUAAAGUCAAAGGAUGAAUUGAUAUUUCACAGUGGAUACAGAAGAUUUUCAGCAUGUCCUGUUUUUUCACAGCAUACUUCAGCUGAUAAACAUAAAUAUGAACGAUUUCUUCAAAAUGAUGCUGUCAGUGUGGCAACUGUAUUUGCACCCAUCGCGUUUCCUCCUAUGCCGACGCUUCUCUUCACAGAAGAUGCUAAAACUGGAAAUUGUUCUCUUGUUGCCACAGGGUCGCUAUAUCAAGUUAACCCUGACAGGAUGGUCAUCAGGAAGGUUGUGCUUACUGGUCAUCCAUUUAAGAUACACAAGAAGUCGGCUGUCAUCCGAUACAUGUUUUUUGACAGAGCUGAUAUUCAAUGGUUCAAGCCAGUUGAACUUCACACAAAGUAUGGAAAGCGAGGUCACAUCAAGGAGCCCCUCGGAACUCAUGGUCAUAUGAAAUGUGUGUUUGAUGGUCAACUGAAGGCACAAGAUACUGUGUGUAUGAACUUAUACAAGCGGGUAUAUCCCAAGUGGACUUACACACCAGUCGCACCACAACCACAACACACUCAUGACAAAGUAGUAGAAGACAGUGAAAUGAACUAAUACAAGUUCUGUAGUGAUUCUUAUGGAAAUCCUAGUUUAAUAGUUUUAAA